This is a messenger RNA of Mya arenaria, 3944 nucleotides long. RefSeq names its product cyclin-dependent kinase 1-like. Gene Ontology annotation, cellular component: nucleus. Gene Ontology annotation, biological process: protein phosphorylation; G2/M transition of mitotic cell cycle; mitotic G2 DNA damage checkpoint signaling. The transcript has 8 exons. Gene Ontology annotation, molecular function: RNA polymerase II CTD heptapeptide repeat kinase activity; cyclin-dependent protein serine/threonine kinase activity; ATP binding. NCBI's taxonomy places the organism in Eukaryota, Metazoa, Mollusca, Bivalvia, Myida, Myidae. The record is from RefSeq and is a predicted model, not a curated record. Bases 118 to 1020 code for a protein of 300 amino acids.
CUCCUUUAAAACUAGGAUUUGAUUGGACAGUUCGAAAUACAGUACCGAAAAGCGGCAAGGAUUGAACGUGGAAUCAUCUAAACAAAGAAGACCUGAUAAUUCAACAUUCACUACAUCAUGGAUGACUACUUAAAGAUAGAAAAAAUAGGAGAAGGUACAUAUGGUGUUGUGUACAAAGGAAAGAAUAAGAAAACCAAUGCACUUGUGGCUUUGAAAAAGAUUCGCUUGGAGAGUGAGGAUGAGGGAGUGCCGUCCACAGCCGUACGAGAGAUCUCCCUUCUGAAGGAGCUACAGCACCCAAACAUUGUCAGAUUGGAGGAUGUGCUAAUGCAGGAGAACAAGCUGUACCUGGUGUUUGAGUUCCUCUCCAUGGACCUGAAGCGUUACAUGGACACCAUCCCCUCCGGCGAAUACAUGGACAAGAUGCUUGUCAAGAGUUACACAUAUCAGAUAACACAGGGUAUGCUGUUCUGUCACCAGCGGAGAGUAUUACAUAGAGACCUGAAGCCCCAGAACCUCCUCAUUGACCAGAAAGGAGUCAUCAAGCUGGCUGACUUUGGUCUUGCGAGGGCGUUUGGCAUACCUGUCCGAGUAUACACACAUGAGGUGGUGACACUGUGGUACAGAGCACCGGAGGUUCUACUGGGUUCUCAGCGAUACUCCACUCCUGUAGACAUCUGGAGUAUCGGCUGUAUAUUCGCUGAAAUGGUCACCAAGCGUCCUCUCUUCCAUGGAGACUCAGAGAUUGACCAGCUGUUCAGAAUAUUCCGGACAUUGACAACCCCAACAGAAGAGGCGUGGCCAGGAGUCACAAGCCUGCCGGACUACAAACCUACAUUUCCUAACUGGAAAACCAACCAGCUGGCAAGCUCCGUCAAACAGCUAGAUAAAGCUGGUCUUGAUUUGCUGCAGAAAAUGUUGAUAUAUGACCCUGCACUGCGUCUGUCAGCCAAGGAGGCAUUGAAGCAUCCCUACUUUGCCAACCUGGACAAGUCAGCCCUGCCUGCCAAGACCCCAUAGACACCAACCACCCUACUGUGAUGUCUCCUGCCAUGCCAUGGGUCCGCCUGCCUGCCUGAUAUACCAUGUCUAUGUAUAAGAUACAUGUCACUGUAGACAUUCAUUGUGAAUAGUCUGUUUGAGGAUCAUUAUUAACUGACAUGAUAAUGCAGUGAGGUCAUUGCUUGGCUCUCCAUGGAUUAUGUGAUAAAAUUGCACAAAUUAAGGACUGAUAUAAACCUGUGUAAAGACUGAUGUUGAUUUUAGUUUGCAUUCAACCAGUUAUGAAAUAUGUGAUGGAUGCGUAUUGCUGACACACUUAUUGUGUAUGUUAUUUAACAUUUUAUCUAUGAACAAUUCUGUUUCCAAUUUCCUAUAAAGCCAAGUGAACAUAGAUAAUAAUCAAAGGUUUCCUGAGAUUAUAACUCACACAAUAGAAAAAAAUUAUUCUUGAUCUCAGAACAUCACUUGAUCGUAUGUUCACAUGAAUGUACAAGUGUCCAGCACUUUUGUCCAACUUAAUCACUUCAGUACACUAUAUACAUUACAGUAAACUCACCUUAUAACAAACUCCUCAGGACCUGUCAGAUUUAGUUAUUUUUGCUAUUGCCCUAUAACCAGUGUGUGUAUAUAAAACUUAUUUAUUUGAGGCAAACAGUUGUCAAAUUUUGAGUUCUUAUUACCAAGUUUCAUUUCAGUAUCAAUUUUUAUUAUUAAGUUUCAGGAUGGUUUUUAACCUCCUACCAGAGUGCUUUUAUAAACAAUAACUGCAUUAUUACCAUCUCACGGCAUCAUUUAAAGUUAUUUAAAUCAGAAUGUCUACUUUGGAAUCCCUGAGCCCAGGUUUGCAUUACACUUAAGGACUUAGAGAAAAGGAGUGACUCUUGCAAUAUUUGUAUGUGUAGUUGCAUAUUCAGGAAGUUUUUGUAUAUUACUUCAGCAUUGAACAUUUAUACAAUUAUAUGAGCAUAUCUUGGCUGACCUUUUAAGUGACGUGACCAUCUAACCCCCAUGGAAUUGAUCAAAUACAAGAGCUUAUCAACAAAUGUGCUAACUUAGUUCAGUUAAUGUUAUAUGUUUUUAUCUCCAUGCUGGCUGUGGGUGAAAUAAACAAAAGUGCAUGAUUGUUUCCAUACAACUUCAAUCUAAACAGUUAAAUUUUGCUCAUUUGUAAUAACUUAAGCCUAAAAUUAUGUGUAAUUAAGUAUUAAGAUUAUCAGCUUAUAACGUCAUCAUAAUUGGAUUUAUAUUAGUUUUUUAUUUAAAACCCUCUAUGAAAUUACAGACAGACUUUCUAAACUAUCAUAUUUCAUACAAAAUUAAUUUAUAAUGACAAUACAAGAAUUUACCAUUGGUUGUUAUUAACUGGUUUUAUACUUUUUUUACAUUUUAUUAUCUUUUUAUGUAAUUUCAUACAGAGUUAACUUCAGAUUUAUGUAUAGUAUCUUUAAAAUAAGGAUGAAUGCCAUAAUUUGAUAUAUUUCCUUUAUUUUUUAAAAAUGGCCCUGGAAAUGUUUGUUAUAAGAGGAGUUGACUAUAUAUGGUGAAUGGAUUAUACAAGCUUGUUCAAAAACUGAUAUUAAUUAUUGCCUUUGGUCAUAUUUUCAAAGCAUUUAAAUAAUUCAUUGAACAAAUUACUUAGUUUGUUGUAAACCAUGAUUUCUUUAGUUUUUAUGGAACAAAUAUUUAUAUAUAUAUAUAUAUAAACAUAUUCUGUUAAUUACAGCUAGGAUAUGAACUCGUUUGAAUAGUAAGAUGCUUUGUGAAUAUUUAUCCAGGUAUUCCUAUAUUUUCCCACCGAUCAUGUGUUCAAUAUUGUUGAUCUGCUUUAAUGGUUCAUUUAUGAGAAACACAGAGUUAUGAACCCUUUAUUUUAUGUAUAAAUGUGUUUGGUGUACAUGUUAGGGGUUUGGCUCCCGGUGAUUAUGUGGAAGAAUCAACUUUUAACUGUUGGAUAUACAUGUGGUAACUUCUGUAAAAAGGGUAUACUUAUCUUGGUGUAAAUUAUGUACUACCUCGAGUGCUAUAAUAAAAAUAUCUGUCAUGUGUUCCCGUUCCGGAUAGAUAAAUUCUGACCCGAGGGCACCUGCGUUGCCAGGUAACGAGGCUUGCCGAGUUACCGGCUACGCAGCGUGCCCGAGGGUCGGAUUUUUCUAUCCGGAACGGGAACACAUGACAGAUAUUUUUUCUAGCAUACCUUUAAUUACAUUUUUUGUGAAGAAAAUACAUAAGAAAGCGCGUUUUUAUACAUUUCACCAAAAAGCGCGUGCGAUGAUGUUUACUGACGUCAUGACGCAGUAAUUUGUAUUCACCGCAUAUGUCAAUAAGUUCCUUCGAUAUCACGUCUUUUAAGGGUUAUUUUGUUUUGUUUUUAAGGAAUAUUUUUGUAAAGUUAAUGUUAAUCGAACUCAUCUAUUGAAAUCUCAUAACUAUGGUUACAUUUAUUGUUUAAUAAAAGAAAAUGAAAGUGUUACGUCACAGCGCGUGACUCAUCUGGCAUGGCAGAUGGAGUUUUCCAGCACGGCUGAAUUCACCGGAAAUGCCUAUCCGGUGUGCUAGAAUACAAUAUAAACAUGGCUUUUUAAGUAUGUACCAUAAACAUAGCAUAUUUUGCGUGCUUCAUUGGACAAAAUUGCACGACAUCGUUUUUCAUAGGUUGUACAAAGAGUACUUUCCAAGAUAUUUAAGAAACUACGAGUUUUGUUUUUAUUUUAACAGUAUAUUUUUUGCCAUCAAACUUCCUAUGGAAAAAUUUGCAACACCAUGUUGACUAUUGGCACAGAAACGUACUGCUUACAGAUACAAUGCUUUAAGUUAUUCAUGAAGUGCUUGUUCAUCAUUUGUUUUAAAAUGUGCUCUAUAAAACUUUUGUAUUCUUUCUGUCUUUUCUGUUAUGAAUGAGCUCAUGCAUAAAUGAAUGGAAAUAAAUUUGUAUUUAAAUUAUA